Molecule: messenger RNA, 1202 nt
Organism: Magnolia sinica
Lineage: Eukaryota; Viridiplantae; Streptophyta; Magnoliopsida; Magnoliales; Magnoliaceae
Exons: 1
Coding region: 36-893 (285 amino acids)
Cellular component (GO): membrane
Source: RefSeq, a predicted model, not a curated record
UAACAAGGAGGUGGUGUUUCAUCUUGUUUUUCUCAAUGUUUCUUUAUUCUUACAGUGAAAGUGCUGAUAAUUUCUCGAUGAGCUCGCUUGAUGAUCUUAUUCAAGAUUAUGCCUUCAAAACACUAGACAGACAUCGUACUGGCAUUCUAUACAAAGUACCUAUCCCCUCUAAUUUUUCCGGCAUCGAAGCUUCGGUUGCGCGGCUCAAGAGUGGGAGCUUCUGGAGUAGGGGAGCGAAUUUUAGCGAUGUUGGUAUUCCUCCAGGAAGUAUACCAAUUCCAUUUGUGAGGAGGGUCGCCAUUGUCUAUCAAAAUCUGGCGAAUUGGUCUUCUUACUAUUACAAUGUGCCUGGCUAUACAUUGGUUACGCCGGUCGUGGGUUUCUUAGCUUACAAUGUAUCCAAUUUCAAUAGCAACAGUACCACAAAGGUCAGCCUCCGUGUGACAAAGGAUCCAAUUUCUAUUAGCUUUCCGAGCGUUUCACUUCGAAGGGAUUCGAUGACCAAAUGUGCUAGAUUCGAUGCGAAUGGGUCCGUGCAACUUAGUGAGAUGACAUUGCAGAAUGUAUGCUUAACAAGAGAUCAAGGCCACUUCUCAAUUGUAAUUCCAUCCAUCGCACCAUCUCCAUCUCCAGUUGUUGUGGUUCAGAAGAAGAAAGGGAGGAAGUGGAAGGUGUGGGUCAUUGCGUGUAUCUGUGGAGUUGUUGUGUUGGUUUUGUUGGGUUUGGUUGGGAUGGCUAUUUUUAAAUCUGUGAAGAGGAAGAAGAUGGUGGAAAUGGAAAGAAAAGCUCAGGAAGGUGAGUCUUUGGGGAGUGUUUGGAUUGGGGGGAGUAGAAUGCCUUCAGCAACAUUUAUUAGAACUCAACCAACCCUUGAAAAUGAAAAUGCACCAUGAUUUUUAUUUCUUUCUAUUUUCUUCCUUUUAUUUUAAUAAAAGGUGAAGAUGGAAUGAGUUUGUUAGAUGAGUACAUGUCAUAAAUGAAGAAAUUAAUUGAGAAUUUAUUUUUUAUUUUUUAUUUUUAGCAUUUGUUGGUUUGAGAUUGGAGAAGGGAAAUGAAGUUUGGCAUUGUGAGAGAUGCUAUGAACAAUGGCAAAUGAAGUCCAUAUCUUUCAAUCUUUUUAAACUUGUGAAAGGGUUAGGUGUUAUUUGAUUAGGACCCAAUUUGCUAACUUCCCCAUUUAGAUUGUUGUUAGAAACAUGUUA